AUGGCCGAGGUAAAUGAGCGUAUGAGGAAUGAAAAUCAAAGGAUGCAGCAACAAAUCGAGCAAUUAGUCAACACUCGCAUCGAGCAUAAUAACGAUCGUAAUGAGCGGCACACUGAUGAUGAGCGCCGUACACAUGUCUCGGAGACACCCCGAGAUGAUGAAGGCGGGGGUCCUCGGGAUAACGAAAAUACAGCCGAGGGUGAGGGGGACGAGCUUGACAAUUCUACAAGACCGUUCACAGCAGACAUCAUGAAUUUCCAACUGCCUAGACAAUUUUCUUUACCGACAACGUUAACUCUGUAUGAUGGAUUAGGAGAUCAAAAACAACACAUCAAGAAAUUCCAAUCAUUGAUCGUCAACGGUGCAUCUGACCCUAUUCUAUGUCGUUGUUUUCCAUCCUUUUUAGAUGGUCCUGCACUUGACUGGUUUUGCUCCUUGCCUGCAGAUUCUAUUUCGCGAUUUCAGGAGCUGGCAAAACAAUUCGAGGAUUACUUUGCGGCGUCUACCAUAUACUUGCACGAUUCUGACUAUUUGACGACCGUUAAACAAGGUCCUCAAGAAAGUCUGAAAGACUACAUUACCCGCUUUACGAAGAUAGCCAUAAGGAUCCCUGAUCUCCACCCUGAAGUCCACUUGCAUGCCAUCAAGAGCGGCCUUCGCCCCAGAAAAUUUCAGGAAGCUAUCGCGGCCCGAAAGGCUGAAAAGUCGGCAACCACCAAGGACGACGAAAAACCUCGGGAAAAUAGAAAGAGCUUUAAGCCUACGCCCCGCUACGAGUCAUACACGCAGUUUAAUGCGAAGAGGGACGAUAUUAUCAAGGAAAUACUAAAUUCCAAGUUGAUCAAACCCCCUCGAAAGGCCGGAAGUUAUCCAGAACCAAAGAAUGUUGACAAAUCUAAGUAUUGCACGUUUCAUCAGAAGUAUGGUCACACAAUCGAUGAAUGUGUGAUCGCAAAAGAUCUUCUUGAACGUUUGGCAAGGCAAGGGCAUCUUGAUAAAUUUAUUGCAGGUCAUAUGCAGAAGAGAUCCAUCCCUACGACAGAUCCAUCCCCUGUAGGAACCUCAUCAAAAGACAAGGAGAAGGUCCCCGCCCAACCCAGAGGCAUAAUUAACUGUAUUUCAGGGGGCUAUGCUGGAGGUGGACAUACAAGUUCGGCUAGGAAGUGCACGUACAGAGCUAUGAUGGCCCUUGGGGAUACCACCAACAAUCCUCAGCUAGCACAGAAGAUUCCCGAGAUGACGUUUUUCCUGACCGAUUUUAGUUGCAAUGAUGCAAAUUUGGAUGACCCUGUUGUCAUCUCCAUCCAGCUGGGCGACUUAAUAGUUCGGAAAGUGCUGCUGGAUCCAGGCAGCAACGCCGAUGUCUUAUUUUUUGCCACAUUUGAAAAAAUAAAACUAAGUACUAACAUUUUGCAACCAUCUGUAGGAGACUUGGUCGGCUUUUCAGGAGAAUGGGUUCCGGUCAUGGGUUCAGUAUGGUUACAAACCACACUAGGUGAGCAACCAUUAUCCAGAACGCAGGAUAUCCAAUACAUUGUGGUUGACUGUUUCAGUCCUUAUAAUCUUAUUUUAGGGCGACCUUUCUUAAAUAGAUUUGCUGUAAUUGUAUCUACAGUUCAUCUUUGUGUCAAGUUUCCUGUGCAGGAUGAUAUGGUGGCCACAGUUCAUGGUGACUUACAAGAAGCUCGGCACUGUUAUAACACAAGCUUGAAACCUAUCAAGAGAAACAACGAGCGGCGUGUAAACUCCAUAGGGGCCGAGCAACCAAUGCUAACCGAGCUGGAUCUCAGAGCCGACCUUCAUGAUCGUCCUUUACCCAAUGAAGAGCUAACAAAGCUUACGUUAACUGAUGAUCCCACCAAAUUUAGUUUUGUAGGAACGUCCGUGAAAAAUGAGAAAAAGGAAAAGCUUAUUCAUUUUUUGCGAUAG
Molecule: messenger RNA, 1929 nt
Organism: Arachis duranensis
Lineage: Eukaryota; Viridiplantae; Streptophyta; Magnoliopsida; Fabales; Fabaceae
Exons: 2
Coding region: 1-1929 (642 amino acids)
Source: RefSeq, a predicted model, not a curated record